Molecule: messenger RNA, 1530 nt
Organism: Xylaria bambusicola
Lineage: Eukaryota; Fungi; Ascomycota; Sordariomycetes; Xylariales; Xylariaceae
Product: histidine phosphatase superfamily
Exons: 2
Coding region: 1-1530 (509 amino acids)
Molecular function (GO): acid phosphatase activity
Source: RefSeq, a predicted model, not a curated record
AUGACCCUCUCAGAAAUCAAGAACCGCAUCACUUCUUUGGUGAGCGGAAAGCAAUUCAGCUAUAGCGCUCUUCCCGAGAACGUCGGCCAAGAGGAGCCCCGGAAACGUGCUGUAUCAUGGGCUGAACGACACAAAUCACUCCUCCGGCUCACCGGGGUUGCACUACUCUUCGCCAUCGUAGGUAUCUUUGGGAUAAACUUUACGAGAACGAACAAAAAGCAUUACUGUGAUCAUGUGAAGUCUGGCUUUCAAUGUGAACCGGCCGUGUCUCAUUCAUGGGGCCAGUACUCGCCUUAUUUUUCCGUGCCCUCUGAAAUCCCGAAUGGUAUUCCAAAGGGUUGCGAGCUAACCUUUGCGCAAGUGCUGUCGCGCCAUGGAGCUCGUGAUCCCACACUGGGCAAGAGCUUGCUUUACGCGAUUCUCUUCGAGCAAAUACAUAACAACGUGACGGACUAUAGCAAACAAUACAGUUUCAUCAAGGAUUACAAGUACUCUCUUGGCGCCGAUGAACUUACAGUAUUCGGUCAACAACAGCUAGUCUAUUCCGGCAUCAACUUCUACCAGCGAUAUGAGAAGCUGGCAAGAAAUGUUUCGCCCUUUGUCAGAACUGCCGGCCAGAAGCGAGUGGUAGAUUCGGCGGUCAACUGGACGCAAGGCUUUCACCAGGCACGCUUGGCGGACAAGAAGGCCAAAUUCCCCGAUGCGUACCCUUACGAGCCGGUCAUACUCCCCGAAGUGGAAGGGUUUAACAACACGCUGAGCCCAAUGACAUGCACCGCGUUCAACGAAGGUCCAGACACAGGAAAUGAAGCCCAAACGAUUUGGGUUGACACGUUUGUGCCGCCAAUUGCAGAGCGGGUCAACAAGAACCUCAUUGGAGCUAACUUGACCAACCACGACAUCAUCCACUUGAUGGACAUAUGCCCAUUUGAGACAGUCGCCAACAAAGACGGCCACCUGUCUCCAUUCUGCGAUCUAUUCACUGAGGACGAGUGGCACGGUUUCGACUACUACCAAACACUCGGCAAGUGGUACGGCUAUACCAACGGCAGUCCACUGGGACCGACGCAAGGAGUUGGGUUCGUCAAUGAGCUCGUUGCCAGGCUCACGGGCCAGCCGGUAGUCGAUGCAACGACGACGAACAGCACGCUAGACAAGUCUCGCAAGAGCUUCCCCCUCGAUAGCGUGCUCUAUGCGGACUUCAGCCACGACAACGACAUGUCGGGUAUGUUCGGGGCGCUGGGCCUGUACAAUGCCACGGAGCCCCUCUCGAACACGACCAAGGCUAGCCCGAAGAAGACCAAGGGCUACGCAGCCAGCUGGGCUGUGCCCUUCGCGGCGAGGAUGUAUGUGGAGAAGAUGCAGUGCGAUGGCGUCGAGGAGGAGUUCGUGCGGGUGCUUGUCAACGACAGAGUAAUCCCGCUGCAGAACUGCGACGUCGACGCGUUAGGCCGCUGCACCUUGAGCAAAUAUGUGGAUAGCCUGAGCUUUGCCAGGCAAGGAGGGCAUUGGGACAAGUGCUACGAAUAG